This is a messenger RNA of Miscanthus lutarioriparius, 1545 nucleotides long. NCBI's taxonomy places the organism in Eukaryota, Viridiplantae, Streptophyta, Magnoliopsida, Poales, Poaceae. The record is from the annotation of a GenBank genome assembly.
AUGGCACCCAUCUGCUCCCUUCUCUUCCUUCUCCUGGUACUGCCUCGUUCCACUUCCACCGCUGCUCUCUCCAAGUCCAAGCCGCCCGCGCGGUACCGGCACCACAGGCUCCGCGCCACCCCGCUCUCCCCCGACCCCAUCGCACGAGCCGACGCCGCGCAGCCUCUCUUCGCCACCGCCUCAGACGAAGCAUCCAUCUUGGAGCUGGACCCGCACGACACCGGCAACGCCUCCACCGUCCGCCUGCUCGUCGCCCACCGCGAGGCGUUCGCGGCGCCCAACGCCACGGCGGCCGAGCUCCUGGCGCAACGCCUGGCGCGCGACGCCGCGCGCGCCGAGGCGAUCUCCGUGUCCGUGUCCGUGUCCGUGCCCGCGGCGGCCGCGAGGAACGUGACGCGCGGCGGCGCCGCCGGUGCCGGGUUCACGGCGCCCGUGGUGUCCGGCCUGGCGCUGGGCAGCGGCGAGUACUUCGCUUCGGUGGGCGUGGGCACGCCGCCGACGCCCGCGCUCCUGGUGCUGGACACCGGCAGCGACGUGGUGUGGCUGCAGUGCGAGCCGUGCCGGCGGUGCUACGCGCAGUCGGGCAGGGUGUUCGACCCGCGGCGGUCCCGGUCGUACGCCGCCGUCCCCUGCGGCGCGCCGCCCUGCCGCGGCCUCGACGCCGGGGGCGGCGGCGGCUGCGACCGGCGGCGCGGGACGUGCCUGUACCAGGUCGCCUACGGGGACGGGUCCGUCACGGCGGGGGACCUGGCCACGGAGACGCUGUCGUUCGGGCGGGGCGCGCGGGUGCCGCGCGUCGCCGUCGGUUGCGGGCACGACAACGAGGGCCUGUUCGUGGCCUCCGCGGGGCUGCUGGGCCUCGGCCGCGGCCGGCUGUCGCUGCCCACCCAGACGGCGCGCCGCUACGGCCGCAGCUUCUCCUACUGCCUGGUGGACCGCACCUCGUCGUCGUCGCUGAACCACCCGUCGUCCGCGCCCCGCUCGUCCACGCUGACCUUCGGCGCGGGCGCCGUUCCCGGCCGCGCGUCGUUCACCCCGAUGGUGAGCAACCCCAGGAUGGCGACGUUCUACUACGUGCGCGUGGUGGGGUUCAGCGUGGGCGGCGCUCGCGUCCGCGGCGUGCGCGAGCGCGACCUCCGUCUGGACCCGUCCACCGGGCGCGGCGGCGUGAUCCUGGACUCGGGCACGUCGGUGACGCGGCUGGCGCGGCCCGUGUACGCGGCCGUGCGGGAGGCGUUCCGGGCGGCCGCGGGCGGGCUCCGGCUGGCCCCCGGCGGGUUCUCGCUGUUCGACACGUGCUACGACCUGCGUGGGAGGCGGGUGGUGAAGGUGCCGACGGUGUCGGUGCACCUGGCGAGCGGCGCGGAGGUGGCGCUGCCGCCGGAGAACUACCUGAUCCCCGUGGACACGCGGGGCACGUUCUGCCUGGCGCUGGCUGGCACCGACGGCGGCGUCUCCAUCGUGGGCAACAUCCAGCAACAGGGGUUCCGCGUCGUGUUCGACGGCGACAAGCAGCGCGUCGCCCUGGUGCCCAAGAGCUGCUAG